AUGGUAAUCGUCUCUACGUUAUUUAUUCCCUUCGCUGAUCGUGUUUUGUUAAAGAAGGUCAUUCCUGUUGCUAAAUCCGUGGGUGGUAUUCUUCUUCCCGAAGAUUCUGUGCCCACUCGUAAUGAGUGUGAGGUGAUUGCUGUUGGUCCUGGCAAGUACGCUGAAAACGGUAACCUCAUUCCCUGCAGCGUGAAGAAGGGAGACAGAGUGCUUGUUCCUGGAUUCGGAGGCGACCACAUCAAGAUCAACAAUGAGGAUUACUUGGUCUUCAACAACAAUGAUAUUAUUGGUAUUUUCCAGUAAGUUCUGUCUAAUAUUGGGUCA
Messenger RNA from Blastocystis hominis, 324 nucleotides. RefSeq lists its product as hypothetical. NCBI's taxonomy places the organism in Eukaryota, Bigyra, Opalinata, Blastocystidae. Gene Ontology annotation, cellular component: mitochondrial matrix. The transcript is spliced from 5 exons. Gene Ontology annotation, molecular function: protein folding chaperone; ATP binding; protein-folding chaperone binding. The coding region runs from base 1 to 303 and encodes 100 amino acids. The record is from RefSeq and is a predicted model, not a curated record.